GAAAAUGCUGAAAUCUAUUAUCUAGCACCACCACCAGCAGCUACAACGAUUUUUUUUUCUUUUCUCUUUUGGUUCUCUUUGUUCUCUGCAAAUCCAAGUUCAUUUCCAUGGCUUCGGCUUCUUCUUUUGCAUUAUUACCCUCCAAGUUUGGAGGGAUUUCUGAGAAUUCAAGGCCCAAACUUUUUGAGUUACGCGCAAAACCCACAAAUUUAAUCUCAUCUGUUGCAUCUCACUCUCGUUUUCGUCAGAGCAAGACCUUGAGAGUCUCAGCUUCGGUCUCGGCCCCUAACCUGGAGCUCCGAAACGGUCCCUAUGAUCUUGUUUCUUCCAUUAUUUCCAAGGUUACAGAAUCCGAUAGAGGUGUUUUGCUUAAAAAAGAGGAGCACAUUAAGGUAGCUGAAGUGGCUCAAGAGUUGCAGAAAUAUUGUGUUAAUGAGCCUGUGAAAUGUCCACUUAUUUUUGGAGAUUGGGAUGUGGUGUACUGCUCGGUGCCAACAUCACCUGGGGGUGGCUACAGAAGUGCAUUGGGCCGCAUUUUUCUUAAAACCAAAGAAAUGAUUCAAGGUAUAGAAGCUCCUGACGUUGUCAAAAACUUAGUGACCUUUUCUGCUUUUGGAUUCCUGGAUGGAGAGGUCUCUUUGAAAGGAAAGCUGAUAGCACUAGAUGAAGAAUGGGUCCAAGUAAUAUUUGAGCCGCCUGAAUUGAAGGUUGGAGCAUUGGAGUUUCGGUACGGUGGGGAAAGUGAGGUGAAACUUCGGAUCACUUACGUAGAUGACAAGAUCCGGUUGGGGAAGGGGUCCAAAGGCUCUCUAUUUGUUUUCCAAAGACGCAAUAGUUCCGUGUGAAAAAUCAUUUGGUUGAUAUUAUGAAUAACCAAGACAGCUCUGUCCCCAUGUACAAUAAGUUUCAUCUAGUUUAUGUGUAGAGAUCAGUAAGUUCUUUUCUCUUUC
Humulus lupulus (European hop) is the source of this 950-nucleotide messenger RNA. Its product is annotated as probable plastid-lipid-associated protein 8, chloroplastic. NCBI's taxonomy places the organism in Eukaryota, Viridiplantae, Streptophyta, Magnoliopsida, Rosales, Cannabaceae. The coding region runs from base 108 to 845 and encodes 245 amino acids. The transcript has 4 exons. The record is from RefSeq and is a predicted model, not a curated record.